Molecule: messenger RNA, 939 nt
Organism: Venustampulla echinocandica
Lineage: Eukaryota; Fungi; Ascomycota; Leotiomycetes; Helotiales; Pleuroascaceae
Exons: 2
Coding region: 1-939 (312 amino acids)
Source: RefSeq, a predicted model, not a curated record
AUGCCACAACAUUAUAACAACAAUCGCGAAUAUGAAAUGGCUCUCCAGAUGAUGUCGCAAGAGGAGUAUCCAAUGGAUAUUGAUGUUGAUAAUGGCGGAAACAGCGGCGAAAGCUCGUCGGCGAUGAUGCAACCAGACGCGUCGACCGUCUCUAUUCGAGGUCAUCAAAAUACCACCGAGUGGAACCCUACCCUCCUUUACAUGCCUAUAGCGGUUCUUGGCAAACUCUUCAGCCUACUGAACCCAAUAGACGCAACAUGUUUAAGUCUAGCCAGCAAGGUCCUUUACAACAUCCCUCCCAGGCUCAAAGAUCAGAAGCUUCCUUCUCAGAUGGACACAUCAACAUUAUAUACGUACCCAGCAGUACACCUUCUGGCAGGUUCACCGUUCUCGAAGACCCCCAUCGAGCGACGUCUCGUCUCUGCCCGCGGUUGCACACACUGUGUCCCAGUGCGCUACUUCCCAGCACAUUGCGAACUUCACUUCCACCUGAAGUCGUGGAUGCCGAAACACUUACGGUACUGCGAAGGCCUAUGCAAGCAGUUUACUACUUCCAGAGCAGGUAGGGAAAAGCAGAAAUACUUUCAACCAGACGCAUAUGCCGAGUUUAUAGCGGAUUGGUGUGCUAUCGACGACACUCAAGACGAGCUUCAACUCAAUGGCGGCAGAUCCUUUGGUAGUGGCAGACUAUUUGGCAAUGUUCCUGCUCCCAAUAGGCCUAUCCAACAAAUCUCCAAUGGCCAUUACCCCGUCGUUCGAAGCUGCCCGGUCAUAGGGCGCUAUACCGAUCCUAACGAGGAGUUUUGUGGGACUUGUGGAGUCUCCUACAAGAAGCAGUAUGAGCGGGGCCGCAUGAGGUUGAACCCCAUUACGGAGGAUGGUGUAAAACUCCCCCUAUAUUACAACUGGCAGAGCAAGUGGAACGACAGAGUAUAUUGA